Messenger RNA from Cordyceps fumosorosea ARSEF 2679, 930 nucleotides. Its product is annotated as NAP family protein. The transcript has 3 exons. Bases 1 to 930 code for a protein of 309 amino acids. Lineage: Eukaryota; Fungi; Ascomycota; Sordariomycetes; Hypocreales; Cordycipitaceae. Gene Ontology annotation, cellular component: nucleus; chromatin. The record is from RefSeq and is a predicted model, not a curated record. Gene Ontology annotation, biological process: nucleosome assembly. Gene Ontology annotation, molecular function: chromatin binding; histone binding.
AUGUCUGACGACAAGAUGGACAUUCCCGUCUCCUACGGCAAGCUCCAGGAGCUUGAGGAUGACUUUGAGGAAGUCGAGGUUGAACUCCUCCGCCAGCAGGCCAAGCUCUCCGCCGGCCUCUACGAGAAGCGCGCCAAGGUCAUCGCCGACAUCCCCAACUUCUGGCCUCUCGUCCUCGAGCAGUCGCCCCCCGAGCUCGACGAGUGCGUGCAGCCCACCGACUCGGCCGUGCUCCUCAACUCGCUCGUCGGCGUCUCCGUCGAGCGCUUCGAGCUGCCCGCCGGCGGCGACCCGCGAAGCGUCGCCAUCACCCUCACCUUCUCCGACAACGAGUACUUCUCCAACAGCUCGCUGACCAAGAAGUUUUGGUGGCGCUACGCCAAGGACGGCUGGUCCGGGCUGGUCUCGGAGCCGGUGCCCAUCGCCUGGAAGUCGGCCGAGAAGGAUCUGACGGGCGGCAUGCUGGACCUGGCGUGCCGCUUGCGCGAGGCGGAGCGCAAGCAGGGCAAGAAGCUCGAGGAUGAUCAGGAACCCAAGAAGGCGCUGCUGGCCAAGAUGGAGGCGACGGGCCUGGGCGGCGUCUCGUUCUUCGCGUGGUUCGGGUACCGCGGCCGCGACGUGAGCGAGGAGGAGUCCAAGGAGGCCUUCAAGGAGGAGCUGGCCAAGCGUGAGAAGCGCAAGGCCGGCGAGGAUGUCCCCGAGGACGACGAGGACGACGAGGAGGAUGACUUUGACGAGUACGAGACGGAGAUCUUCCCCACCGGCGACGACGUGGCCAUCUGCAUCGCCGAGGAUGUCUGGCCCAACGCCAUCAAGUACUUUAUCACCGCCAUGGAGCACGACGCCCUCUCAGACGUCGACUUUGAGGAGUCGGACGAGGAGAUGGAGGAGGCCGACGAUGAGCACGCCAACAAGAAGCGCAAGGCUUAA